This is a messenger RNA of Helobdella robusta, 759 nucleotides long. RefSeq lists its product as hypothetical. The coding region runs from base 1 to 759 and encodes 252 amino acids. Gene Ontology annotation, cellular component: cytoplasm. Gene Ontology annotation, molecular function: zinc ion binding. The record is from RefSeq and is a predicted model, not a curated record. The transcript has a single exon. Lineage: Eukaryota; Metazoa; Annelida; Clitellata; Rhynchobdellida; Glossiphoniidae.
AUGGCCGAGUUGAAAAUAGGCGAUCAUUGUAGCCUUAAGGAAUGUCAUCUCUUGGAUUUUUUGCCAUUGGAAUGUGACAAGUGUCACCUUUCCUUCUGUAAAAUUCAUAUUUAUUAUAUAAAUCACAACUGUCAAAGUUUUUCGUCCGAGAUUUCUGAUUGUGGAGCGGUUCGUAAUAAUUCUUCUAGCAUAUCAUAUGAUUGUUCUUUUAGAGAUUGUACACAGAAAGAAUUAAUUGAAAUAAUAUGCGAGUGUUGCGGACAAAUAUUUUGUCUUCAGCAUAGACAUCCUCAAGAUCACAAGUGCCCUGAAAAACCAACAAACCGAGAUAAAAAAGCAAAAACGGCAAAGCUGGUAGAUAGUUUAUCGUUUGACAAAGUUAAAAACACAAAAUUUACGAAACCACUUAAUUCCAGAUCUGCGAACACCACCGCCAAGAUUGCUUUGAUGAAAAUAAAAUUAAAGGCAAAGGGAGAUACUGGUUUACCCGUUGACGACCGUAUUUAUUUUGAUGUCAUGUUUGAAGACUCCCAUCAUUACGUUUUCUUUGAUAAAUGUUGGUCCAUUGGCAAAUGUUUAGACCAACUAGCUAAAACUUUGAAAAUUGAUUAUCAACGUCGAAAUUUGUCGAAGCUACAUUUGUUUGCUGAUCUUGAAUCAAACAACAACAUGGAAUUACCAUUAGACGAGAAACUAGUUAAUUUGAUGUCGCAAGGUACUUUGUUUAGUGGCGAGACAUUGACUUUAAAAUAUGUUUGA